AUGGUGGCAGACCUUACCACACAAGUGGCCAGCAUUGAUGCUCGUCUUGGCAAGCUGGAAGCACAGCAGUGUUCUGUACAGGCGGGUGCCUCUGCCUGCAGUACUGUGCCCCAGGGCUCCAAGCAUGACCAUCCUCAGGCCUCCCCUGCUCCUGAAGAAGCUGCAUCAGUGCCUGCUGAGGACUCUGACAAGCAUGGGCCCUCCCAUUCCCCUGAGCAUGCCACGUCUUCUGCUGAGGGUACUGACAGGAAAGGUCUCCUCUCUACUCCUAAGGAAACAUCGGCCGCUGACAAGGUAACUGCUAUGGACUGUGCCCCAGUGGUGUCUGCAACAUCUGCUGGCUCCACCACCCCACUCCAGAACACCCUUGCUCCUGGGACUAUGGACCAGGAUGCCUUUAAUACUGUGGUGAGUCAGGUCGCUUGGACACCAUCACUGCUGCCUCCCGCCCUCAACAUGGACUGUAAGCCCUUUCGUACCUUAACUUGGAACAUUAAUGGUUUACGCACUCGUUUCCCUGAUUUCCACUCUUAUGUUAUAUCCAAUAAGCCUGAUAUUGUUGCACUGCAGGAGGUUGGUCCUGAGGUGCCAGCACUGCGGGGUUAUGUGUCUUAUGUUCUCUCCUGUGCUGAUGGCAGUAGCAGAGGCCUGGCAGUCUAUGCUAAGCAGGGACUUCCCGUCACGCUUAGGGACAAAGGUGUAAGUAAUGGCAUAGAAUUCAUUAUUAUGUGUUUACAUACUCAGGGUGAAGCCAUCCUGAUAGCUAAUCUGUAUGUACAUGCCGGUGGCUUUCAUGUUGCUCACCUCCCAGAAUGUGUACUGGAAGAAAAAUCUAUUAUAAUGGGGGAUAUUAAUGCCCGGCACAGGGACCUUGGGAGUUACCAGACGACAAAUGUGAAUGGCAUAGAAUUCAUUAUUAUGUGUUUACAUACUCAGGGUGAAGCCAUCCUGAUAGCUAAUCUGUAUGUACAUGCCGGUGGCUUUCAUGUUGCUCACCUCCCAGAGUGUGUACUGGAAGAAAAAUCUAUUAUAAUGGGGGAUAUUAAUGCCCGGCACAGGGACCUUGGGAGUUACCAGACGACAAAUGUGAAUGGUGCGCCGUGGAAAGCUUUUCUUGAUUCUGCUGACAAUGUUAUGCUGACUGGUGAUAGUGUUCCCACACAUGUUCAGGGUGGCAGGCUAGAUUAUGUAGCCUUUAUCAAUUUCUCUUUGCCUUCUGCUGAAACUCAUCUCCUCACAUGCCUCCUCAGUGAUCAUUUUGCUCUGGAAACCACUUUUCUCCUUAACACUGCUCCUUACUUACAGCGGCCUCGGCUCAAAGUCCCAACAGCACGCUUGCCCCAACUUGUUUUGGGCGUCAAGAAUUGGUAUGCUGUAGCCAAAGGUACCUUUAAUGAUGCUGACUCUUUGUAUCAGGGUUUGCUUUCUACAAUUGUAGAGUUUGUCACUUGUGGUAGGAUGCCUACCCAGGCACCUGCCAGUCCCCCUCCUACUUAUGCUAGAGACCCAGUCCUCAUCACCUGUCAGCAGAAUUUAGCAGCUUACCAGGCCCGCUGGCAACAGGACCCCUCGGACAGUGAUGCUCGAGAGGCUAUGGUUGCUGUGGCGCGUCACUUGACUGAGCUUCGUCAUCAGAUGCGUCAGAAGUAUUGGGGUGCCUUUUUAGCUAAGGUUCGUUCAACCAGAACACUAACUGCUGCCACUGUCCCUGACCCUGCCAGUACAGCACAGGACUUACUAAAUACUUGGACAAGUGCCUCGGCAUUGGCUGGGCUCCCUGCCUCCCACAGAGAUGCCCUUGCUCGCCACAGACCUCACAGACUGGCCAGCCUGCAGUGCAAUGUUUUUAUACUUAAUGAUACUUGUGUACCAAUUACUCACGAUGAACUCCUUUGUGCAGUCAAGCAGGGCCAGUCCACAGCACCUGGUCAGAAUGGCCUUACAUAUGAUAUACUUAAUGCAUUGCUAGUUUUGCCAGAAAAUCCUAUAUUAGAUCUUUUUAACAUGUCUUAUGCCUCAGGAUUGGGGGAUCUUCUGUCGCAAAACUUGCAUGGUUUUAUGAAGGGCCGCUCUACCAGUGACUGUUUUAUUAAGUGCCUCAGUAAUGCCAAUGUUAACUGUCGUGCCUUUAUUGAUCUCAAGGGUGCCUUUGACAAGGCCAACAGGGAUGUCAUUCUUGAGGAACUCAUGUUGAAGGGUGUUAAAGGAAAGUUAUUGGGGUGGAUUUGGGAUUAUUUGUGUGACAGGAAGGCAAAGGUGUGGCUCCAGGGGGCAGUCUCUGCUGAAGGGAAUUUUGACCUGGGUACACCGCAGGGGGGUGUACUCAGUCCCAUGCUUUUCAAUAUACUUAUGGAUAAAAUUGCCAGAUAUCCUUUUUCCCAGGGCACAGAGGUAAUUGUCUAUGCUGACGACAUCUUGCUACAGUGUAAUGCUCCUCGGACCCUUACCUCGGCAUUAAGCCAUUUGAGUCCCUGUCUUGCUCCCCUACGAGUGCUAGCUCACAGGGGCUAUGGUGUGGGUAUCCCAGUGCUUAGAAUGUUCUACAUUUCUGUUAUCAGGGCUUUAAUAGACCAUGCUGCUCCAGUCUUGUUUCGGUAUAGUCCAACACAGCUGAAACCCCUUGAGUACAUUCAGAAUGAGAGCAUGAGAGUAAUCUUAGGCUGCCCCAAGACUGCAAAGCUUGAAGUUCUCCGAGCAGAAUUGGACCUCCCCACCAUUGUUUGUCGAAUACAGGAAAUCACCUGCCGUGCACUGUGUCAGAUGGCAUUCAGUGUAGAUAUAGAAAAACUUGCUGCUCCUAAAUAUAACUGGUUCCCACAUGAACUUUUUAUGCAUAAAUUGUCUAACUACUCAAGGGUGCAGGCUGUACAUGUUUACUGUGAUGGUUCAGUGGAUGGCAGCAAAUCUGGAUGUGGCCUGUUCAUCCGCAACUACACCUCUCCCUCUGAAUACACUGACACUGAGGUGUCCAAGAGGCUUCCUGACAACCUGUCCUCUACAAGGGCAGAACUAUAUGCCAUGCUAGAAGGUUUACAAAUUGUCCUUCCUUUGGGGAAAGAUGUUUACUUUUUUGUUGAUAGUCAGGGUGCCUUAUAUUCAUUGUUGUCUCCUUCCCCUGCUGAUUGUGAUCUCAUCAACAAGUGUCUUGGUGUUAUUGAUCUCUUGGAGAGAUAA
Molecule: messenger RNA, 3174 nt
Organism: Portunus trituberculatus (swimming crab)
Lineage: Eukaryota; Metazoa; Arthropoda; Malacostraca; Decapoda; Portunidae
Exons: 7
Coding region: 1-3174 (1057 amino acids)
Molecular function (GO): catalytic activity; nucleic acid binding
Source: RefSeq, a predicted model, not a curated record